UAAUACAAAAUUGCGAACACUGAGUUAAUUAAUUUUAAAUAUAUUAUAGCUACAAUAGGUGGAUGGAAAAAAUGGAAAAGAAAUCAAAUAGCAUUAAGCAUCGAAUGGUACGACAGAGAACUAGAGCAAUCUGGACCUUAUUAUACCGAGAAAUACGACCACUUCUAGAAGAAAUUCAAGAAAAGUUAAAUAACGCCGAAAAUGCGAAUGACAUUACGAAUAAUAAAAUUUGGAAUGUUUACCAUCUUUGUAGUGAUCAAAUAAGGAAAUGUGUACUUAUCAUAAUCGAAAUUUUAAAGUUUAAUGAAGAAUUUAAGGCUUAUGAAGAUGUUCAGGAAAGUUUGCAAUGUGUCUAUGAGAGGUUGUCAUGUUGUCAUGAAAAAUUAAUAUCAAUAGAUGAGUAUAUUGACAAAAUAUUGAGUCUAUCGGAUGUUUGCACUGGAGGUGAUGACUCUAUUGUAUUAAAUAAAAUGUAUUUUGUGAAUUGGAUUGACCAAACCUUUGAAGUUCUUAAUAAUCUGUCAAAUGUUGUAUAUAGAAAUGCUUGUAAAACAACAGAAGAGGAAUAUGAUGUAUGGCAAAAUGAGCUUGUUACAUGUGUGACUGGAAUCCACACAUGUAUAGAUGAACUAUUGCUCUGUGCAAUGACUCUCUGCAAAUACUGCCUACCAUCAGAUCAACUUAUUGUCAAAGCCCGAUGUCAAGUAGUACUGAGAGAAACAAAAGCUCUACUCGGUGAUUUGAUAAUUGGUGAUUUAGACGCCGUAUUUCAAGCUUCAAAAGAAACCAUAAAAAUGCCAAUAAAGCCAUCUAAUAUUAAUGUUUUAAUAGAUGUGCUGAAAGAUGUUCUUUAUGUCUUAGAGACCAAUACAAAUACAGCAUUGCUUGCACUCCUUGUGCAUUGUUUUGCAUGUAAUACCUCACCAGUGGAAAUAUUAAAGCAGCAUUUAAUGGGAGGGAAUGGUGAAAUUUGCAAAGAUAAAGACCAUGAAGAUUGUGAAUUUGUUAAAGAGUUUGAUUUAUAUAACGAAAGAUUGAUGCAAAUUGGCUCCUUUGCUAUUUCUUGUUCUUCUGACGAUCAAAGAGUGCUCAAUCUUCGCAGUGGGUUAGCAAGCCUUGAGGCUUUGGACCCACACUUAGUUCCUGCUGUAAUUGUAGAACCGAAAAGUUUCAAUACAUCUCUGUUGGUAGACAUUUGGAAGAGAGAAGUGAAUGAAAUAAGAGAUAAUGUGUUUUUAAUUGUUGAUCCUUCUGCAUUUGUACAGAAAGCGAAACAAAUGAUUCAUCAAAAAUUAUUGGAAAUAAUGAAGGAGAGUGCUUAUGAUAAUAUAAAAACAUGUUCUGUGAUUAAUAUUGGAAGUAUAAUGAAAGAGUUCUUUGAUGUAUAUCAAACUUGUGAACCUGAUGCUUUGCCAGAUAAAGACAAAUUAUUACCUCUUCUUCGAGAUUUAAAUAAAGCUCAGCUAGAAUGUAAAGUAGUUAGCAAUAUUCUGAGUUCCGGUGAUGAUUUCCUAUAUCCAACAAAAAAGCUCGAAAAUAAAGAAGCUACCUAUGAUCAACUGUUGAAACGUUUGAAACUCUUAUAUACGAUUGUCAAUCGCAUCAAUACUCUCCUCAGUCCAAAAGAGAGCGACGAGCAGCUCUUCGAAGGGGAGCAGAGUAAAAUUAAAAGCGAUACGCAAACCGUCAACAAUUUCAAUACAUAUGUGAAUUCUCCGCGAAAAAUGAUGAACCUGACGAGGAGUCUAUUUGGCAGAACAACUAAUAUACGGUCGUCGACUGCAAAGUUUCCGCUUGCGAUUUUAACGAAGAAUUUAAAAGUGCGAAAAGAUCUGAGUUUCUCCAUCAAAUUGGACGAACUAUGCAACGAUGUAUCGGGGAUUAAGAUGCGUAAUACGUCGAUAUUAUACCAUUCACCAAUGAAUAAUAGAUCUUCUUUGCGUAAGGCAGUUCUGAGUAGACAUUGUAUGAAGACUCCAGAGAGUUUAGAUAAUGAUAGCAACAUUGAUAAUGUUUUCGAGGAAGAUUUUAUGGAUGAAGCGAUGAGUUUGCAAAUAACGGAUGUUUUAAAUGAAAUCAACAACCUAACAUACACGAGAGCGCGACAAUUGAACCUGACUUACGACAACGCGGAUUCGGACAAGGAUCAUUCUAGAAACAAUGUGGAUUGGGACAAGGAUCAUUCUAGAAACAAUGUUCUGAAUAUUUCUGUAAAUAAUGAAACUAUUACAAAACGUGUGUGGAAUAUAACCGUUAAUAGUGAUUUUUCGAGUGCAAGUCAGCCAUCUAAUGUAGAUACAUUGGAGAGAAUAAACGAUUAUAAUUUGGUUACUAGCAAGCUGAGUGAUCUUAGAUCGGUGCAAUUGGAAACUAGUUUGUAAGAAAAAUUUUUAUAACUGAAAAAAAUGUUUAAGCGAGGGGGAAUGGUCAAUAAAUUUAAAAAUCAUGUUUUAUUGUGGCUAUCCUACACAUCUCUUUCUAUUUGAUGUUGACAUCAAUUUUAUGUACUUGCGUAGUUAAGAUGUUGUAACAUAUUAUGUUUUCUAAUUAAAUUCAUAAUAGAAUAAUUGUAAAAUAAUACUAGAUAUUAUAGGGCUUCCUGAAAUUUGUUUUAAUUAAAACUAGAUUGACGUAGAAAACAAUUUCGUUCGUUUAUCUUUUUGAGUAUAAAAAUCGUCUUAUUCUAAAAUGUCGUAAACCACAAAUGACGUCAUCCAUACAGAGGAAUACGUUCUUUUCAUUGACCGAAAGCAUAUCUGCAUUUUACCCUAUGUACUAUAUACGUCAUCACGUCAUUUUUCAUUUUAAUUUAUUUUCUCUUAAAAUAUGCGAUUAAAAAUAAAAUAAAAUAUUUUCUGUGGUCACAAUAGCAUAAUUAAAAAAUGCUUUAUUUCUUUUAUGGUCUUAUAAAAGUUUAAUGUUGUCAAUUGUAAGGAAAGAAGCAUUUUCUUUUAGUAAGAAAUGAAAUAAUAGUAUUUAAGAAUAUGUGAAUGUCUGUUGCAGUCCGUCCGAUUAGUAUUUUUACUAUAAUUAUAUAUUUGUUACUGGUAUAAAAAUGGUAUGAGGGGAAUAAAUUUAAUAAAAAUA
Molecule: messenger RNA, 3087 nt
Organism: Zerene cesonia (dogface butterfly)
Lineage: Eukaryota; Metazoa; Arthropoda; Insecta; Lepidoptera; Pieridae
Product: serendipity locus protein alpha
Exons: 9
Coding region: 63-2381 (772 amino acids)
Biological process (GO): cell-cell adhesion; cell migration; cellularization
Cellular component (GO): adherens junction; membrane; catenin complex
Molecular function (GO): beta-catenin binding; actin filament binding
Source: RefSeq, a predicted model, not a curated record